UUCAGUCAAUUUUUUAUUUCUGUGCUAGGGGUGUACCGGAUCAGGAUUUUCAGAAUCCGGCCGGAUUUACCGGAUUUCUUCGUGGAAUAUCCGGCCGGAUUCUACCGGAUAAUCUGACAAUUUAUAGAAUUUCAAGUAAUAAGAGUUUUGAGCCACUUUGCGAAAAAAUGUAUAGCGAGAAGAUCAAAGAGACCUAUUCAGGGUUGCCAGAUUGAAAAUCAAAAACUCUCUUAAGAAUCCAUCGAGCAGGCACUGGUUAUAUUUCUACGCUUGUGCCUGUUAGAUAAUUUCUUAACUUUGAUAAGAAUCUUACUUUUUUCCAAAACCCUUUGCUAAUAUCAAAAUAAUAUUUAGGUUAGGUGAUAAAAUUUGAAAUUUGGUUAACACUUUGUAGUUAACUACUAACUAUUCUAUGAAUGUAGUAAUUACUUAUUAAUUUUGGACGUCUGCUGAAAAGGCCAACAAGGUCAAAUUUUUCCAGGCAAUCUAAAUCUAAAAACCAAAAAUGAAAAAUUUGGCCUAAAAAGCCGAUCUGGCAACCCUGGAUCAGAUUUGUGAAUUAUAUCAUCCAGUCUUCCUGUUUCGUGAUGACGAGCACUUUCAUUUCAAAUCUGUUUUCAAGGCCCUUGUUUUAUCAUCGAUAUUGUUUAGUUCUGGAAAAUCCAUUUUUGAUCACUGUAUGAAGUCUGACUGACUUGGUUUUCCAAAUUUUCUUAGUUUUCAUUAAAGUUUUGGAAAAUCCGGCAACUGGCCGGAUUUCGGAAACAAAUCCGGCGGGAACCGGAUUUUAAAAAAAUCAGCGAUCCGGCCUACCGGAUAUCCGGUACAUCCCUAUUCUGUGCCAGAUUCUGUCUUAGUUUGGCUUCCCUUUCUAAAACAGGGGCUUUGGCCUUUUUACCUUUUUUGGUAGAUUCUUUGCCAUCCUUCAUGUAACAAACAAUGAUUUAUUGUUUGUUUAAUGUAUCAAUAAGAGCAACAUUUGAUAUUAUUUUUCUCUGAGAACCCCCCUCCCUGUAUCUAGCCCCAAAGCAGCCUACAGGGCAACCCAUACUUUCAAGAUGUUUAUGUCAUGUCAUAUACCCCUGCCAAAACCUUUUUAAAAAAUAUGUAAGACAAAACAUGUUGCAGACUUGUUCUCUAGCAAAAUGAAUUAUCAGUAAAGAUUAGUCCAUGUCAUCUAAAUUUAGUCUCAUGAAAAUCGAUAUGUGUUUUUACAAUCAACCAUUUUCAAGUGAGACAGCUAAUGAAAAAGAGGCCAUUAUUUUCAAAAAACUGCAUGGCCAAAGGCGGCUGAAAGUACACACUUUGAUCCAAGCAUAAAUUUAAUCUUUGCCAAACUUUAAGCUAUGGUAAAUGAAAGAUUUGAAGUUUGCUACCAGAUAAGUGUUAUCUUGGCUGUAGUUCAGAAGCUACCGUAAUUUGAUGGGAACUAAAUUAUGGUAAUUUGUUAGGGAAAGUGCCUUUGAUUACGUGGCCAUAUUUAGCAAAUUUUAAGCAUAUUUGACUGAUUUCGAAAAUCUAGAUGUGUUUUUUAUCCCCUGGUUGUGCAAUCAGAAAGUCCUAAAGAGAGACUUGUGUGAGGUCAUAGCUUGGAAACCCUAAACGUUCCUUGGCAACACCUUAUAAAGCAUUUCCUGUUUAUAAAGCAAUAAAACCCGUUUAUUUUUCUUCAUUUUUAGCCCCUUCCCCCUUGGAAAGAUAUAAAUCAAAAUUUAUUUCGAAAGAGGCCAUUGGAGGCAUGUCUGCUUUUUUUAGCCAAUCAAAAUAUGAGAUUCGUUCUAGAAUUUUCUGGGAAGUGGGAAUUCCCCUCUCGAAAGCCUUUGGCGAUUGAUGAUCCUCCAUUCUUCAGAAAGCAGAUGGUGAGAGAACAGUUUUGCAGAUCGAUCUAGAAUUUAAAGUAGGACGUCAGUGAAGUAACAAACUAAGGAUUGAUGGACCGGUGUGUUAAGGAUGAAAAUGGAAGACUUGGAUUUCGGGCUUUUGGCGACGUAGUAUUGAUGUGUGCCGAAGAUACUUGCGGGCCUAAAGGGAAGGCCGAAUUUUGGUGCGAGGAAUGCUGCCGCACUUCAACUACCUUCGCAACAAAGAUCCGUACUCUUGCGUGGAGAAAUUUUUCAACAUCAACAGCAAGGAGUGUCAUGAAUCCUUCUAGCGACCCUGGCAUUUCUCCUGGAUACAUCACAGUUGCAUGUGUCGUAGGAUUUCUGGUUUUGGCUACCAUUAUUGCAAUAACAGUUUAUUGGAAAAAGCAGAAGAAGCAAAAAAAGCGAGAAAGGAGUAAACAGAACACUUUGCCUACUCAAGUUGAUAAGAAAAUGGAUGGAGAAUAUGUUAUCCAACUAAAUGGUCAGGUUGUGACAUACCAACCAAAACGCGAUGUUACAACAGAGCCCAUUCAGGCCACACCAGAUGAUAAUUUGGGACCAGAAUCUGGUCUCCUCACAGGGCAAUAAAUCAGGGGAAUCUGAAUUCUGACAGAACACAAUUUCUAGUGAAUGUAGAUAGUUAGUAAAAAGUGUGUAUAUAUGCAAAAAUGACAUUUGAUGAGUUUAUGUAAAUAUUGGUCAAAUCAAAUUUUAAUUGCCAACUUUA
This is a messenger RNA of Rhopilema esculentum, 2592 nucleotides long. RefSeq lists its product as uncharacterized. The record is from RefSeq and is a predicted model, not a curated record. Lineage: Eukaryota; Metazoa; Cnidaria; Scyphozoa; Rhizostomeae; Rhizostomatidae.